AUGGAAAGUAUCGACAAGGAGCUCAUCGCUGAGCCCGAUAUUGGAGUUCCAGCAUCUAGCAAAAGAGUUGUCCGGCAAUUGCAAAACUCUUUAGCUGGUUGUGUUCUAUUGCGCUCGAAUACAGAUGCCUUCAACGUAUCAGCCAGCAAUUAUUUCGCUCAGCAGUCAAACACAACAAGACCAACCUGUAUUGUGCGCCCAGAAACCGUCCAACAGCUUAGCCAAGCUGUAGCCAUCCUUCACCAAGAGUUUAUGGCUCGAAAAGCGGAUGAACAUGAUAAACCCAAAAACCUGGGAUUUGUAUCGCUCAGAAGUGGGGGACAUUCUUAUUCCAGGGCCUCCGCCAGCAUUGAUGGUGGAGUGUUGUUGGAUUUAGAUCACUUUUCCGACGUCACGAUAUCAAACGACGGAUGUUCAGUCAGAAUAGGUACUGGCGCUCGAUGGUCUAAAGUUAAUCAAGUUCUUGAGGCGAAGAAUAUUGCCGUCCCAGGUGGGAGGAACGGUGCUGUUGGGGUUGGCGGUUUUACUCUAGGAGGCGGUAUAUCCUUCUUUUCACAGAGGUGUGGGUUCGCUUGCUCGAACGUUAUCGAGUACGAAGUAGUAUUGGCGUCUGGACAGGUGGUCAUUGCUUCUGCAACAAGCAACCGAGAACUUUGGCGUGCCCUCAAAGGAGGAGGUAGUAAUUUCGGUAUCGUCACUUAUUUCACUUUCCGAGCCUUUCCAUGCAGUGAUAUAUGGGGAGGUUGUCUGUUCUCGCCAAGUUUUGAGUCUUCUCGAUCGAUUGACCUAUUUCAUAAGUUUGUGGGCAGAGCGGACCCUACCAAUACCGGUGUGGAUUACGACAAUUAUGCAUCUGGGCCAAUAGUUUGCUUCUGUUUUCUUCAGCGACCUGGAAUGGAAAUAAUAUCGACAUUCAUCACUUACACAAAGGAGCCCCCUUCCGCUUUUGCAUGGCCGACAUGCUGGAAGAGCUCUGGAUUCAAAUCAGUUUGGCGAUAUUGGAGCACGGUGAAACAGCGUACUUUGGCCAGCGCAUGUCAAGACUUGGCUAUUGGCGAAAAAGCAGGCCUAAGUCAGAAUAUCGCCGGAACAGUUAUCAAAAAUGACAAGGCCACGAUCGAAGCAGCAUACAAGUUCUAUCGAGAGGCCUGCACCGAAGUCAAGAACACCAGAGGCAAAGGCAUUCGAUUCGUUUUUGUUUUGCAGCCGCUCCUAUCUACCUGGAUGCACAAAGGCGAUCCCAAUUAUCUUGGGCUCGAUAAUACGCUGAAUGAGCCGCAUGUUCUCGUAAGCUUCAGUCCGGUAUGGACUGAUGUGAAGCAUAAUGACUUUGUGGAGAACCUCGUUCGUAAGACCAUUGAGAAAAUAGAGGGAUAUGCUCGGGAUCAUGGAACAUACCACCCUUACAAAUACGUUAACUACUGUGCAGCCUGGCAAAACCCUUUUGAGAGUCACGGCAAGGAGAAUUUGGACAUCCUGCGAGGAAUCAGCAAACAAUACGACUCUGAAGGAUUUUUUCAACAUGCCUGUCCUGGUGGAUUUAAACUUCCUGGCCUAGAGAGGCCUUGA
Molecule: messenger RNA, 1569 nt
Organism: Aaosphaeria arxii CBS 175.79
Lineage: Eukaryota; Fungi; Ascomycota; Dothideomycetes; Pleosporales
Product: FAD-binding domain-containing protein
Exons: 2
Coding region: 1-1569 (522 amino acids)
Molecular function (GO): FAD binding
Source: RefSeq, a predicted model, not a curated record